AUGAGCGAAGCUAUGGAAGAGCGACCAACGAAGAGGCUAAAGAUCUCGGGUGACGAAGUUCUGUCAACUUUUUCGGAUCCGGCAGUCAUUGCUGUCAUAGAGAGGGAGCAGAAACUCGGAAUUUCGGCCUGUGUCACAGAACAGCUGACGCCUGUCACUGGUGUUGUCAAGCAGCGGUAUACUGACUUCCUCGUCAAUGAAGUAACUCCCGAUGGAAAUGUGUUGCAUCUGCAGAAGACCACUUAUGACCGAGCGGGCCAGAACACGAAGACUCAAAAUGGUACAGCCUCAAAUGAUCCCGGGCCAAAGGCCAGCAAUGGCGACGAGAACGAAGCCACUCCUACAGAAACGACGGACAGUGAUGACACGUCGACACAAUCCGCCAUCUCAGCCGAAGACCGCAAGAAACUCGUUGGCUAUCUAGGUGAGACUGCUGUUGGAGAGAUCCUAGCCCUGUUUGCUUCGAUCAAAGAGCAUCCCAAGAAACGAUCACGAGACCAUCCAAUCGUCAACACGCCUUUCACUUCAGAUCGUAUGGUGCGAACAGAGAUCCACCAGGCCAUAAGGAAUAUAUUUCAUUCAAGGAUUGACUCCUCUACGAACAAAGAUGGCCUACUUGUGCUCUCUGCGGCCAAUCCAAAUUUUCGCAACAAUCAUCAAUCACGAGUAGGGAAGCUGUCAUGGAUCGAGCGAGGUGGCGAGCACUGCCACUUUACCUUGUACAAGGAGAUGAAGGACACGAUGGAGAGCCUUUCUUUCCUCGCAUACCUCCUCAAGAAGAAUGCUCGAGACUUCCAGAUCGCCGGCACGAAAGAUCGACGAGCUGCGACCGUUCAGCGUGUUAGUGUCUGGCGUGUCGAGGCUGAGAGAUUAGCCGCUUUGAACAAGAACCCAACGAUGAGGAAUGCUACACUGGGAGACUUCGAGUAUCAUCCUUCCGGCCUUCAGCUUGGCGACCUUUCCGGAAAUGAGUUCACAAUCACCGUUCGUGAUGUGCAGCUCGUGGGUGGCAAGACAGAUGAUGUCUCUCGAGUUCAGGCAGCUCUCGAAGCCUCCUUGUCAAGCCUACAAACCAAUGGCUUCCUCAACUACUACGGCCUCCAACGCUUCGGCACUUUCGCAAUCAGCUCCGACGUUCUCGGCCUUCAAAUCCUCAAAGGCGACUUCGAGGCCGCGUGCAACUCCAUUCUCGACUACAAUGCAGCUUCGUUAGCGGACGGAGCUGAUGUAGGCCGCGACGACCGUGAUCGUGCCCGAGCGAUAAAGAUAUUCCGCGACACGAAUUCGAUGCGCGACGCCAUGGACGUCAUGCCCAAGCGCUGGUCCGCCGAGUCGUCUAUCAUUCGUGCUUUAGGCCGCAACCCCAACGAUCACCUUGGAGCGCUCAUGACCUUACAGCGAAACAUGCGCCAAAUGUACGUCCACGCCUACCAGUCCCUGAUAUGGAACAAGGCCGCCACGAACAGAUGGAAGGUGUACGGCAACAAAGUCAUGGAAGGCGAUCUCGUGCUCGUCACCGAACACAAAGACAAAGAUACCAGCUCCACGUCGAUCGCUGACGGCCCAUCUGAGGGCAUCGAUCCUGAAGGUGAGGUGAUUAUUCAUCCCGCAGGCGACGACCGCGCCCGAAGUCAACACCCUGCCAACAAGAAUGAUGCGUUUGAACGCGCCCGCCCUCUUACAGCCACGGAAGCCUCCAGCGGUGCCUACUCGAUCUUCGACAUUGUCCUCCCACUACCUGGCUUCGACAUCAUCUAUCCCGAGAAUGCCAGUGGAGGUGAGUUCUACAAGCAAGUUAUGGGAGAAGACGGACUGGAUCCAUAUGACAUGCGCCGCUCGCAGAAGGACUUCAGCCUCAGCGGAAGCUACCGGAAGGUGAUGGCGAGGAUUGCGAAGAGCUAUACCGUGGACGUGAGGACGUACACGGACGACAAUGAGCAAUUCGUUGACACAGAUCGUGAGAAGUUGUUUGGGCGCAGGGAGGACGGGAGAAAGAAGAACGUUGAGGCUGGCGAGGAGGCCGGUCAGCAGGAAAGCGACACUCAGCAGAACGCGCAAAGUGCUGAGAUCAGUGAAGACAAGGAGGUGAAAAGAAUGAAGACUGCAGCGAUACUCAAAUUGCAGUUGGGCACGAGCCAGUAUGCUACGAUGGCGCUGCGCGAGAUCUCCAGAGGCGGGCUGGUGGAAUACAAGCCUGGAUUCUCUGGCGGUCGGUGA
This is a messenger RNA of Cyphellophora attinorum, 2217 nucleotides long. Its product is annotated as Multisubstrate pseudouridine synthase 7. The coding region runs from base 1 to 2217 and encodes 738 amino acids. The transcript has a single exon. The record is from RefSeq and is a predicted model, not a curated record. Gene Ontology annotation, molecular function: RNA binding; pseudouridine synthase activity. NCBI's taxonomy places the organism in Eukaryota, Fungi, Ascomycota, Eurotiomycetes, Chaetothyriales, Cyphellophoraceae. Gene Ontology annotation, biological process: pseudouridine synthesis. Gene Ontology annotation, cellular component: nucleus.